CACCGACAGAGAACACAGAGAAACCAAGUGUUGAUACUCCAACAGCAAAUACCCCAACAGAAAACACAGUAAAACGAAGUGUUGAUACUCCAACAGCAAAAACACAAACAGAGAACACAGUGAAACCAAGUGUUGAUACUGAAAUAUCAAAUGCACCAACAGAGAACACAGUAAAACACAUUGUUGAUACUCCAACAUCUGAUACACCAAAAGAAAACAAAGUGACGCCAAGCGUUGAGACUCUACCAUCUUAUGCACCAGAGAAUAGCACAGUAAAAACAAGUGUUGAUGCUCAAAUAGCAAAUGCAAUUUACUCAUCCAACUCUGCAGUUGAUUGUACAGAAGACCAUAUCAGAGAAAAAAACCAUACAUCCAACUGUGCAGUUGAUAGUACAAAAGAUCAUAUCAGAGAAGGAAACCACUCAUCCAACUGUAAAGAUGAUUGUACAGAAGACCAUAUCAGAGAAGGAAACCAUUCAUCCAACUGUAAAGUUGAUUCUACAGAAGACCAAAUCAGAGAAGGAAACCAUUCAUCCAACUGUGCAGUUGAUUGUACAGAAGACCAUAUCAGACAAGGAAACCAUACAUCCAAAAGUGCAGUUGAUUGUAAAGAAGACCAUAUCAGAGAAGGAAACCAUUCAUCCAACUG
Messenger RNA from Owenia fusiformis, 649 nucleotides. The record is from the annotation of a GenBank genome assembly. Lineage: Eukaryota; Metazoa; Annelida; Polychaeta; Sabellida; Oweniidae.